This is a messenger RNA of Cuscuta campestris, 1014 nucleotides long. The record is from the annotation of a GenBank genome assembly. Lineage: Eukaryota; Viridiplantae; Streptophyta; Magnoliopsida; Solanales; Convolvulaceae.
AUUUCUGUCCUUGUAUUUAUUUAUUUUUUCUUUUUGGUUGUUUUCCCCUUUUUUUUCCAAACGCUGCCCUUUCAUUUUGCUCCUCACUCUCUCAUACCCGCCUCUGUUUAGUGCCAAGGCUAAUAAUUAAUCACAUUGCAUUAUUGAGUUCUUUUCUCUAGCUCUGCUACCAUGUCUUCUUCUUCUUCUUCUUUGUUGUCUACAUUUCUCUUCUUGGCCAUGGCUGCUCACUCAAGUGCAACAUGGUGUGUGUGCAAGGAAGGGGUGAGUGAGAGUAUGCUACAAAAGACACUGGACUAUGCAUGUGGGUACGGAGCGGACUGCGGCCCAACCCACCAGAAUGGGCCAUGUUUCCAGCCCAACACAGUCAAAGCCCAUUGCAGUUAUGCCGUCAACAGCUUUUUCCAGAAGAAGGGCCAAGCCCCCGGCACUUGUGACUUCUCUGGCACUGCUACUGUAACCACUACUGAUCCCAGUUCAAGUGGCUGUGCAUAUCCGACUAGUGCAAGUGGAGGCACACCAUCAACCACCAGCAACUCCCCAGCUGUCAUCACAACCACCGGAGAUUCAUUGGGAGGCGGCGUCAACAGCGGCGGCAUCAGCCAGCCGGACAUGAACAACGGCGGCGGCGGCCGGAGUUCACUGCUGCAGAUGAAUUCCCUUCUUGUCCCCUCCAUCACCAUGCUCUUGAUCUCAUCUGCAGCUUUAAGGAGGGCUUCUUGAUCAUUAUUUAAUCAUGAAAUAGGUGAGGUUAUUUUGUGGCAUGGGGAUUUUAAUCUAAUCUGCUCCCGUGGUUCUGCCAACUGAUGCUGAUUUUAAGCUGUAUAUUAUUGUUGAACCCAUUUGGUGAAUUAUCAUCAUCAUUAUUAAUAUGAAGAGAACUAGUGUUUUGUUACAUUUCUUUUAUCUUACCUGCUACAUUUAUACAAGGUACUUUUGGGUUAUGUUUUGUUAUGCUCUCUUCAUCUAAGUUGAAUGAUUUUGAUUUGAUUAGAAUAAGUUUUGAUCUGAUCU